GACCCCGAUACACGGCUUCUCCCUCACGCACUGUCUGUAACGUCUGUAACGUACUUACCAAACCAGAGUGGGUGACCACACAGGUUUUUUCAUUACUCAUAAAAAACAAACAUCCUUACACAUUCAGUUUCAAAUCCUUACAUGAGCAAGGGGAAGUAUGGAGCGUCAUUUUAACUUUUGCUAUAUUGAGUUUUAUACCCUAAUGCUGUCCUGCUAUGUGUUUGCAUAACAACUUCUAGCAAUUAUGCAUUUUUGCAAUUUUCAUUUUGCAAUUUUCAUUCUGUUUGUAGUUUUCAUUUUAAAGGAAUGUCCUUUUUUUCUUAUGUGCAAACCGUGAGUAUGCGGUCGCCACCAACAGCUAAGCAAAUAGAACAUGAACAAGGACAAGGAAAGUUAUGCAAUGUUGGAAUUGCUUUUUUAAGUGAGAAAGCAAUAAUCACACAGAACAGACACACGAAUCCUCACUGAAUGGCUUUGUGGAAAAAAAAAUAACAAUAACUGUAGUAACACAUUGACAUUGAAUGAGAAACAUUAAUGAGAACAAAUAACACAGGAUGACUGAAAGCAGCGGGUGAUGAAUAGGUCACACGCACCACACAAACCGCACACACACAGGCCCCGCUCCUCCCUAUAGUGCCCAGCUGGUCAACUAUGCUAUUUCCCACAAUAACACCUCGUGGCUGUGUCCACUCAGUAAAGCGAGGCUGAGCACCUCUUCUGCUUGAUAAACGUAUCAUUAGCACUGGGGAAACAAUUUGGAACAUGGAGUACAAAUUCAUCAAGCUCCUGCUCCUUUUGGGCAUCUCCAGUUUGAGCAGGGGCGCAAUCCAGCGACCGGACUACGACGACACAGCCACCCCGGAGUUCCUUAACCCGUCCUGGAUGGCAAGCAUCCCCGACGAGCGGCCCCUGUCCGAGCUCACCAUGCCCGGCACCCAUAACACCAUGGCGCUUUACGGCGGCGUCUAUGCCGAGUGCCAAACGUGGAGCCUGGAUUUGCAGUUGCGCGCCGGCGUCCGCUUCCUGGACGUGCGCGUGCGCCACGUGGAUGGCAACCUCACCAUUCACCACGGCGUGGUGUACCAGCACGCCCACUUCGGCCAGGUGCUGGAGGGCGUGCAAGAAUUCCUGGCCAGUUUCCCGAGCGAGACGGUGCUAAUGCGCAUCAAGGAAGAGCUGAGCAAGACCGAUAACAUCUACGGGGCCGUGGUGGAGCACAUAUGGCGCUACGCUCGAUGGGACAUGCUGUGGCACAGCCGCCUGGUGCCCACCAUGGGUCAGGCGCGAGGUAAGCUCAUCAUCCUGCAGGACUUCUUUGGGCCAGACUUGGGGAUGCGCUACGCCUCUAUGGACAUUGCUGAUGACUGGAAGGUCCCCACACUUCUGCACGUGAAGGAGAAGUGGCAGAGUGUCUACGAGCACCUUGAGAUGGCGCCCACGGGGAAUAAGGACCAGAUCUUCCUCACCUACAGCAGUGGCACGGGCGUCUUUGCCGCCCCGAGAGCGGUGGCACAACGUGUCAAUCUUCAACUGUACGACUACUUGAGGGCCAAGGCUAAUCCGAGCCAACGCUUUGGUAUCAUAUGCAUGGACUUCCCCGCUGCUCCCAUGAUUCAAACAAUUAUUGACUUCCAGCUUGAGGCGGAAGUGGGCCAGCUACCUUUGAAGCGGCUUGCUGUGCAAUUUAAUGACAAAUAAAUCCUCAGCGCAACUGA
Molecule: messenger RNA, 1715 nt
Organism: Syngnathus typhle (broad-nosed pipefish)
Lineage: Eukaryota; Metazoa; Chordata; Actinopteri; Syngnathiformes; Syngnathidae
Exons: 4
Coding region: 763-1698 (311 amino acids)
Biological process (GO): lipid metabolic process
Molecular function (GO): phosphoric diester hydrolase activity
Source: RefSeq, a predicted model, not a curated record